Molecule: messenger RNA, 4493 nt
Organism: Folsomia candida
Lineage: Eukaryota; Metazoa; Arthropoda; Collembola; Entomobryomorpha; Isotomidae
Exons: 12
Coding region: 262-4179 (1305 amino acids)
Molecular function (GO): serine-type endopeptidase inhibitor activity
Source: RefSeq, a predicted model, not a curated record
UGCACAGUAAGUAAUCAGCACCUUAGCCAAGACGAAGAAGAAAACGGAGAGCCAGGAGAUUUAGCCGGAAGUGGUCCUGUCUUCAUCUUUACACACUUAGAUUUACUUUUUGUUGGUGAACUGAUUAGCAAACGUGGCUGAUUUUUGAAAAUGUGCAGGUUUCCGGAAUAUUAGAAACGUUGUUUCCAUUCAUGAAUGAUGUACUAGUUGUACCACAAAAAUUUGCAGAUUUUAAGCAUUAUAGUGUUUACUAUUGAGACCAUGUCAAACCAUAACUUUGCUACUUUUGCGUUCACGGUGAUAAGUGUCAUUAGUCUGGGCGUCGGGGGAGUGGGUGGCACGGCCAUCACGAUAAACGGAGGAGAUAAUGACAACACCACAAAAGCAAGUUCGGAAAUAAUAGGUUCCAGCGUGGUAACGUCUGUCUCUGUGCUUCUUGGCAGUGGAAGUUCUCCUUCGGAUCCUCCAAACGACCAAACAUCGGCGUCCAUUCCACGGGACGACGCAACCGUCGAGAAGACUCAGCCCGUCAUCCUCACAAUUAACUCCAUCCCAGUCCCCACAACGUUCACGUCCAACAGCCUCAUCCGGUCCCUGUCCCCCACAGAUGCUCAACAUCAUCACUCGUCGUCUCAAAUCAUAAUUCGAAACAAGGCUCAUCGGAAGGAGGAAGGCGUUCAAAAUGUGAUUCAAACACUGAAAACAAUUGUGCAGGAGGAACAGCAAAAACAUGAUUCAUCGCCACCUCCACCCGCUACAACUUCGAACAGUGUUUCAGUCCAGCCUGUUGAUGAGAGUCCACCCACAACCGUGUUGGUCACCUCACCUCAAAAUAAGUUUGUUCCUGGAUCCAGCCUUUCUGGAGAAGAUGACGACGAAAUGGAGUCCACCGGAGGCACCAGCCCCAGCGACCCUGGCCCCCACACCACCGAUGCUAUUGAUGAUUUUGCUAAGCACGUUGUCAGCAUCAGUGCAAUGCCGGAAGAGCAGGAAAGUGAGAAUGAUACUGCAACUUCUGCAGAGGUGCAUGACGCAAUUCAUAAAAUCUCUGGAGCAAUUUUGUCCGUGGAUGGAGAUGAGAAAGAGAAGCCGAUUGAGAACAUUGUCACCGAUGUUCUGAGCUCCAUUAAUACAGCGAGAAAUAGUUCAGCGGAUGGAUCACCUUCGAGCAGUGAACAACCAAGUAAUCCUUCGUCACCAACGACGUCCACAACUACCACGACCACGGUUAGAACUACCACAACUACUACGAAGAGACCAACAUCCACCACAAAGAGGACUUCUGCAUCGUCAGGAGGAAAUAAAAAGGCCCAGAAAACCACACCUGCAAAAAAGCCGUCAAGAAAUCAGCCUUCACAGAAUCAAAAUCAGAACAAAUUAAAAACUGAACUGCAGUCGACAACCUCACCUGCGAGCACAAUCAGCAGCAAUCGUGUUAAUCCACAUCGCACGAAUACACAAAAAUUGGAGCUCCCCAUGAUCAUCAUGUUGGACAACGACAAACCAUUCCCAGUUCGAAACAAGAAACCAGACAUGACGGAGGCGAUGCCUGAAACGACAGAAUUUAGACUCCCGGGAAUUCCCAUUGAUGAUAACCCUUACACCAAUGCUGAUGAUGAAAGCAUGGAUGACGAGACUGGAAACAGUUGGCAGGCCGCCCCAGGUGCAACGAUUUCUCAGCAUGACGAAGCUGAAGCGGCGGAUGACCAAGCCCAGGUGCCCAUCGAAUAUACGACACUCCGUGCGUACGUUACUCCGCCCACGAAAGGUCCGGAGAAGGAUCACUACUGGCAGGCAAAACGCCCAGGAAAUGAGAGCACGAGCGGCACUCGUCCAAACGAGUUUUAUGAUGACGAAAUCUUCGGGUAUGAUCCGUACCAAACAUUUUUCCACGGAGUAUACGUCCCUGUUGUCGAGGUUGGCACCCUUGCCGAGAUUCAGCAGGAACAAGACGACUCAUCUGAUGAGGACGAGUUCAGGGACCCUCCACCUCGUCGUCGAACUACUCCUCGACCUGCACGGCGACCUGCUUCCCCGGUUGGUGGCAGUCGACCUCACUCGAAGCAUGGAAAACCAGGAGCCACCAAGACAAAAAAACCUAUGCCAACUCUUCCAGACCACCUUCAUCGCCCAAGACCCUCCCAUUUACAAUAUCAACAUGGCGCUGCAGACGACACGGAUCCCGAAACAGGCCUUCUUAACGCUCAUUACAAACAUCCUGGUCACGGAUACGGUCCAGAUCGGACAGGACCUGAAGGAGAUGAUUUCAUUGCACCAGACAAACUCUCGCUUCAGUCCCGACCAGCCCUUCCCACACAAGUCCGUAAAAACUUUACCGACUUUCAUGACCACCACAUUCAACAUCAGCACGGAAUUGGAGGAGCAGGGCAUGCCGGGCAUGGAGGAGGAGGAGCCCAUGGUCACGACCACGAUCAUCUUCACCACCACCUCGCAGAACAGGCAGCGUCUGAAAAGAGACCCAAUUUUGGACCAGCUCCAAAAGGAAACCCUGGACUGGAGGCCACGCUCACUUCUCUUGACGAGGAGAAACGACUCUUUGUCGACAUCAAUAACCGAUUAGCCUAUCGCCUCCUGACCUCUCUUACAAAUCCAGUUUCACAUUCGACUACUCAAUAUGGAAACAUGGUCAUCAGCCCGUUCACGAUUAUUUCCUCGUUGGGUAUGCUGUUCCUGGGAUCGAGGGGACACACUGCUGCACAAAUUGAUACUCUACUUCAGAUGGACGACGUGUUGACUUUCAACCCGCAUAUGAUGUACCACAAUGUCACUGAGGCGUUUAUCUCGCAACCUAACACGGCCGCAGCGAUUAUUAGACUCCUUGUGACGGAUAAGGAGAAGGGAGAUGUUCUCGAAUUUUAUAAAACUCGAGUCCAGCAUUUUUACGAAGCACGAGUGGAAGAAGUUGAUUACAAGUUUGCAGGACAUCUGGCCCAAAGUAUAAUCAACCAAAUGAUCCGAGCCCAAAUUCAGAGACAUUCGUAUGAAAUGCUAAAUUACAGCUUGCCAUUGUUGGGGCCCAUGAGCAUGUUGACCGCAGCAUUUUUCGAUGGUCAAUUUGCCGGAGCCCGAGAUGCUUCGGUUGACUCUAUGAAUUUCAUUCACUUGGCUUCACUCACUCCAAACCAAGGUCCAUCUGCCCGUCGCCUAUUCCAGGUUCCAGCAUUUGCCCUGAAAGGACGAUUUCGUGCCACUUUCGACAAGGACCUCGACGCCACGGCGGUGGAACUCCCCUACACCUCGCGAGACCUCAGCCUCAUCCUCGUCAUGCCCGGAAAACCAGGCGAGUUUGCGUUCGGGGGUGUGACCUCGCUCAAGUCAAGACUCAAUUUGGAAGCUUGGACAAAACUCAUGAGAGGCUUCUAUGCUCGCGACUCGUUUAAAGUGAUUGUCCCCCGAUUCAGGCACCAGUCCUCAGUCAAUAUCUCCCAUACAUUGGGUCGACUUGGCCUCACGGACAUGUUUGAACCCACCUUGGCAAAGUUUAAGGGUAUAAAUGGUCUAGCUGAUCUCUACCUGGAUAAAAACAUGAUGCACUUUUCGGAAUUUGGCACUUGGGAAAAAUUGUCGGAUACAUUAACUGAAAACAACAACCGCAAUUUGGAUCGGAAUUUAGACCUUAUCAGAAUUCUUAGACCACACGUUCGCGAACAUUACGGCAACUAUGGGGAGCCGAUGUCGGUCAACGAGUGGUUCAAAACUCGCAACAAUAACCAGCAAGGCCAACAGAGAAGCCAAAAUGAUCACGGAGGAUCUCAUACCCCGAUGCCAGAUGAUGUCAGUCGCCUCAGGUUUGAAUUGGAACGGCUCAAACGCAGGCAUCCCGUGCAACACGAAGCUUCGACAACACACACGACGGAACACAACCAAGACCGAAGUUGGUACGCCAACAAUCCUCAUCCAUUCCCCUCAUACGCACAAGUUCGAGGCCCAUCUGUGGAAUUCAGACCGAGGACGCUGCGUGCGGGUAUUCGAACUCAGCGAUCCAACUCGAAGACUUACCACCACUUCCGCCAGGAGGAGGAGACCACGAACUCGAAUGACCAGGAAACCGUUCUUCGCUUCGAGCGACCAUUCCUCUACGUCUUGAGACACAACCCCACAGGAAUUAUCCUAAUGACUGGUCAGUACACAGAACCCUUGACGGAUCUGGCCGAGUGAGAUAUACGUCGCUCAACAAUAUUUUAAGAAAUAAGAAAUAAUAGAAUAGUUUAUUUUAUUAGUGUCUGAAAAAAUGAGUGAAUCUGUUGUACAAAUGUCCAGUUGGGUGGGGUUGGUUAUUUUGUAGUGGUACCAUUUUAUACUCAAUUACGUGAUACAUGUUGUUUGUGCAUGAAUCAUUAAGAAUAUAUUUAUCUAUUUGUUGUGAGAGCAAGGGGUUAUUUUAAACAUAUUGUGUAAUUAAAUUGAACGUGUGUUAUAUAUCAGGGUAUAUUUGUGUAAUUCAUUAAAAGGCGUUAUUGAAAUAUCUUUAA